AUGAAGGGCUUGCCCUGCCCCUGCCCUGCCCGGCCGCAUUUCCGGCUGCUGGGGUCUUGCUUCAUGGCUGAGGGCUCGGGGACGCGGGCCCCGGGGAAAGAGCCCCCGCUCAGCAUCCAGGUCCUGCGAGCCCAGUACGCGGGCUUGCGAAGGCAGCAGACGGCCCAGGCCCACCUGGUGGUGCUCCCGAAAGGAGGGUACACGCCUGUUCCUGCUGAGUCCAUGGUCAGUCCUGUUUGGAUUAACAAGGAGAGAAGGCAUUCACUGUCCCUGGAGGAGGCAGAUCCUGAGGCAGAGGGGAUGCUGGAGGAGGCUGACAGAGGCUGUCUUCGGGCCCCUGAGUCUCCAUGGCACACGCACCUAGAGAUGUACCGCUGCAUCCAAACCUUCCACCAGGAAACCAGUCUUCCAGUAAAACACAAGGAUAAGCUCAUGGGGUCUGAGCAAAGGCUCCCUCAGGAAGGAGACCCAGGCUUGUUUGGAAACAAUCAGAUGACUCAGCAAGGGACGACCAUCCUACAAACAGCCCAGCGUGAAUGUCUGGUGGGCAAUGCCGAAAUAAAGCCAGUGGGAUCUGGCUUAAAUAAGGACAUUCAGCCUCCUCCUUCCAAAAAGAACUCACACUGGUCUGGAAAACCAGCUCACUAUCCAUUUCCCCAGAGGAAAACUCCCAGGAUCUCUCAAACUGCCAGGAACCUGGGCUUGUAUGGCCCAGCCUGAAGUCUUCUACUCAGCCAAAUAUCUGUUGAAACCAUCGAUGGCCUCAUCAAAGAACCCAGGAGGCAGAGCCAUGACUCGGGCCUCUAGCUAUGAGCAAGAACGGGACUGACUCAGUUGUAGGGAUUUUGAACUUCAUGGUGGACACAUGGUCUUGUCCUUCAAAAAAGAAGACAUUGCCUAGGCCAGAUCUCACACAGUCUAGGAUGAAAGAGUGCUGUCCGAUCAAUGUGGCCCUACUGUGUUUGUAUAUAAAGACAUGACUAUGGAGCCCUAGAUGCCCAUUCCUUGGAGAGGUCCAGUAGGACAUUUCCGUCCCUAGAAAUGGGAAGUUUGAAGCAUAACACCGGCACCCUAGCCAAAGGAAUGCCUUAGCAGGGCCCUGGAGCCAAUGGGUGUGGGCAGUCUUGUUUUCAAUAUCUUCUGAUGAUUUCUCACAUGAUCUGGAGAAGAUGAGCUCUGAGCAUUGCCUUUUUCUGGUUACAGUGUCUGGAGACCAGCUCACUGAGAAGUCACUACAUUCAUUGGUAGUGACCAUACCAUUUCAACUGAGGCUCCCAAAGUAUG
This is a messenger RNA of Callorhinus ursinus (northern fur seal), 1284 nucleotides long. RefSeq names its product chromosome unknown C9orf152 homolog (gene CUNH9orf152). The record is from RefSeq and is a predicted model, not a curated record. NCBI's taxonomy places the organism in Eukaryota, Metazoa, Chordata, Mammalia, Carnivora, Otariidae.